UCAGGCGGGAGGGGAGAUAAAGAGCAUUUGCUGGUCCGAGUUUAUUUUAAACCGAAGCUGAGGUGGAAAAAUAAACGUUCCUCUUUCUAAAUGACACGUGGGGGCGGAUUUCUGCUCUUGGUGCUUAAUAACCCGGGCAGCUAUUAGUAUGGAUAAUAGAAAAUAACAGGACUUGGGGAGCUACCUGUUGGGGGAAGUGAGUGACUUUAAAAACAAAAACGGAUUGAAGAGACCAGAAUGAAACUUCACGAUCUUGUAAAGGGAAAAAGCAGCUUGUGGAUAUUUGGAUACGGCUCCUUAGUCUGGAAACCAGGAUUUGCUUACAACAGAAGCAAAGUGGGAUACAUUAAAGGAUACAAGAGAAGGUUCUGGCACGGGGAUGAUUUUCAUCGAGGGGACAAAGAAAAGCCUGGCAGAGUUGUCACACUUGUAUCAGAUCAAGAGGCCUGCACGUGGGGCGUCGCAUACGAAGUGCCUGAGUGUCAGAUUGAAGAAUCUCUUCAGUACCUAAACGUGAGAGAGGUUUUGUCGGGAGGUUACGCAACAGAGAUGGUGGAGUUCAUACCCAAAGAGAAGAGUCCGGAUUCGCUGCUGGCCCUCGUCUACAUCGCUACCUCUGAGAACCCCAUCUACCUGGGUCCAGCGUCGGACAAGGAGAUCGCUGCACAGAUCUCCAUCUGCAGCGGCAACACGGGUCACAAUAUUGAAUAUUUACAUCGACUCGCAGAGUUCAUGAGGCUCUGCUGUCCCGAGGUGGAGGAUGAGCACCUUUUUUCCAUUGAGGCAGCAGUUGUGAAGAUUUUCCAAGAAUGUGAAACACGAGACCAAAAAUCCCUGCUGGGAUUUUAAAAAUAAGCAGCACACAGCACUUUUAAAGGUGAAUAAAAACUCAUGGGGCUGAUUAAUUAUUUCUGGUGCUUUAAAAGCUGACAUGUGAAAAUAAUGAAACUUUUUGCACAUCUCAAGAGUUCACUUUAUUCACGAACACUAACGAUUUACGUUCUUCAAACCCCAAAUAUAUUUUGUUUAAGACAUAUCAUGUAUUUUUGAGUGAAUAAACAUACUCUUAAAGAGGA
This is a messenger RNA of Nothobranchius furzeri (turquoise killifish), 1076 nucleotides long. RefSeq names its product glutathione-specific gamma-glutamylcyclotransferase 1. NCBI's taxonomy places the organism in Eukaryota, Metazoa, Chordata, Actinopteri, Cyprinodontiformes, Nothobranchiidae. The record is from RefSeq and is a predicted model, not a curated record. Gene Ontology annotation, biological process: glutathione catabolic process. Gene Ontology annotation, cellular component: cytoplasm. Gene Ontology annotation, molecular function: gamma-glutamylcyclotransferase activity; glutathione specific gamma-glutamylcyclotransferase activity.